Messenger RNA from Naegleria lovaniensis, 873 nucleotides. RefSeq lists its product as uncharacterized. The transcript has a single exon. The record is from RefSeq and is a predicted model, not a curated record. NCBI's taxonomy places the organism in Eukaryota, Heterolobosea, Eutetramitea, Acrasida, Naegleriidae. Bases 1 to 873 code for a protein of 290 amino acids.
AUGUCUUCCUUUUCCUUGUUAGAUGAACUCAACGAAGAAGAAAUAAUUCAUCAUCAAGCGAAACAAAAACAUGGAUCAAAAAAAAAGUCAAAAAAACAUUCUCUGUACCGGGAAGAGUUUUCAUGGAUUGCGAAUGACGAGGUGAUUUGGUUUCAUGUAUUGACCUUUUUGGAUUUUAAAUAUUUAUUUCAGAGUUGCACUCGAAUUGACAAGAUGAGAUGUGACAUGAUUUAUGCCAAGUCCAUAGGUCAUCUUGUAUUGAUGAGUGAAUUUAAAACCAUGUUGAAUGGAGAGGAGGAACAAGACACCCGAGUAUGGUUUCAGAAAUUUAUGCCUUUUGAACCUUUAAAUGAUUUGUUGAAUAGAGUGGACCCUCUAUGUCAAUUUAAGGAAAUUAGGGAUUUUGUGACAAGACAUUUGAAUGAACAGACCGCCAGUGAACAAGAGGCCCCCAUUUCUCAACACUUACAAUUGAAACUGCAUGGUACUGAUCAUUAUGAAUUUCGAGUUUUUGUAAAAUUAUUUCACAAGCUAUGGAAACGAAGAAAUCGAAUUCGUAAUUUUAACAUGAAAAUUCGAAUGAGAUAUCCACAACACAAAAUUCCAUCUUGUUGGGGUGAUGAAGAUACAUAUCGAAAAAGUUUUCACAUUCCAAAUCAAGCUAAACAUGAUGAAGAUCGACGAGUGGAUCAAUAUCAAUCUCAUAUCAAGGAUCUUGACCUCAAUUCGAGAAGGCAGUAUCAUUGUGAUCAUUUUGAGAAUGUCAUUCGAAUGGCAGAUGCUCACAUCAUGAUUUCACAAUGUAAGGCAUGUGGAGUCUCAAUGGAAAUUUCUCAAUGCACUCCCGAAAUUCUAAAUAAAAAACGUUAUUAA